Scatophagus argus is the source of this 5296-nucleotide messenger RNA. RefSeq names its product brevican (gene bcan). The record is from RefSeq and is a predicted model, not a curated record. The transcript has 15 exons. Gene Ontology annotation, molecular function: hyaluronic acid binding. Lineage: Eukaryota; Metazoa; Chordata; Actinopteri; Scatophagidae. Gene Ontology annotation, biological process: cell adhesion. The coding region runs from base 191 to 4054 and encodes 1287 amino acids.
GGAGGAGGUGUGGGUCUUUUAACGCUGCCCUCAUCCCAAGUCCUCCUCUCUUCACCUCCUCUCCUGCUGGCGGCCGGUCGCCUCAGCGCUGAGACAAAGAGACGGACAGCUCGACCCGCAGCUGUCUGCGGGCUCCGCGGGGACACGAACGACUUCUGCACGCGCGGACCGACAGCUCAGCCCCGCGAAAAUGAAACUGGAUGUGCUUCUGCCUGUGCUGCCCUGUGCCAUCUGUCUGCUCGUCCUGCCGUCGUCCUCCACCCUGCACCACGAGUCAGCUUGCCUCUCCUCAGAUGAUUCGAAGCUUCUCCAGGUGACCAUCCCCACCAAACCGCCUGUGUUUGCUGUGCUGGGCGGCUCUCUGACGUUACCCUGCCUGGUGUCCCUGGCUCACCCGCCACCGUCGCCCUCCACCAACGGCCGCCACGCUGUGCUGUCCCUUCCCCGGGUCAAAUGGAGCGUCCUGACUUACGGCCGAGAGACGGAAAUCCUGGUGGCCCGCGGCGACAGGGUGCGAGUCAGUGAGGCCUACAAAGACCGAGCGUCACUGCUCAACUACGCCCACUCCCCCGCCGACCUCACCCUGCGGCUGGAGGGCCUGAGGCAGAACGACACUGGCUUCUACCGCUGCGGGGUGCAGCAGGGCCUGGAGGACGCUGACGACGUGGCUCAGGUCAAGGUCAAAGGCGUGGUGUUCCAUUACCGUGAUGCAAACAGUCGCUACGCCUUCACCUUUGAACGGGCCAGAGAGGCCUGCGAGGAGAUCGGGGCUGAAAUUGCCACUCCAGAGCAGCUCCUGGCCGCCUACCAGAGCGGAUACGAGCAGUGCGAUGCCGGCUGGCUCUCAGACCGCUCGGUGAGAUAUCCCAUUCAGAUGCCAAGAGAGGGCUGUUUUGGGGACAUGGAUGGAUUGCCAGGAGUGAGGAACUAUGGCCUGGUAGAGCCUGACGAGCUGUAUGACGCCUACUGCUACGUGGAGAACAUUGAGGGUGAGGUGUUCCAUGGCUUUUCCCCCCAGCGCUUCACCUUCUGGGCGGCCUAUGCGUACUGUCUGAGUCACGGCGCCGAGCUGGCCACCACCGCUCAGCUGUACGCAGCCUGGAACGAUGGACUGAACCACUGCAGUCCGGGGUGGCUGGCAGACGGGAGCGUGCGCUACCCCAUCGUCACCCCUAGAGAGCGCUGUGGAGGCGGUGAACCCGGGGUCAGAACUGUCUAUCGUUAUGGCAACCAGACGGGCUUCCCCGCGAUCCACACUCGACAUGACGUCUACUGCUUCAGAAGCAAUAAUGGUCCUUACACCGAAUCCCCUCAGGAUUUUCUUGCCACUGAGCCAGAGGACAUUGGCCAGGACAUUGUUUUCUUAACUAAUUCCACAGGGGAGGAGUUCGGCCUGAGUGAAGUGACGGCAAAGGAAGGAGAAGAGGUCCAACGUGCCCAGACGGCCAAUCCUGUAAAACAAGGCCCCAAUCGGGACGCUCAGUCCCCCACAAUGGGUUAUGACAAGGAAGCGCUGCUGCCGGUAGACCUUCAUCAGUCUGUCUCUCCUCCAUCUGAGCAUCAAGGGUCCACAGAGGACAUCUUGGACCUAAUAGAGAAGGCCACAUACCCAGAGUCGUAUCAACCAGCACCUGAAGAACGCCCGCACACCCAUCAUGAAGAGACUCACGUACUUCCAUCAACUUCUCCUCGCGCUGAAGAAGUGCAAACUGUUGGCGAAAACAACAGUUUACCCACAACUGAUGCAACAGUUCCGGAGAGUGGAGACACCUCAGAGCGGCACAUUUCUGUGACUGAAGGCCUGGAUAGACCAGGUCCUAAUGCAACAUCUGGAGCUGAUGCAAAUGAGCUCCUCGACAGCUCUCCAGAGGUUCCCCAGGAAGGCGACCUUCCUGUUUUACAAGAGGACCACACUCCAGAUGUCCCCUUGGUGUACACAUCUGAAAGAGCUGAGCUCGUCUACUCGAGCACUUACGAUGUUUCAGGACAGUCGGAAGAGGCCAGCGCAGGUACUGCUGAGGAGAUAUCAGCACUGACUACAACAGCUCACACUGAAGAAACAGGUGUUCACUCCACCACCCUGCUGCCAUCUUUUGACAACAGUACGCCUGAGAACCAUCGGACUGAAGAGGAAUCUGGAGAGGAUGAGGCAAAUCCUCUUCUAGAUGAGGAAACACAAAACUCAGUGACUCAAAGUUUGGUUGUUGGGAACAGCUCACAACUGGUACCUACACCUGAUUCAGCUUUUGAUCCUACUCGGGAGCACCUUGGUGUAGCUGUAGAGUCGUCCACCCGAGUCGAUCACGGUGAUAAGGAAUCCAGCAGCGGCUCAGAGGAGGCAGAACCAGAUGAUCCAGCUGGACAGAGUGGACACAUCCAUCCUGCAGACGUCGUCACAGUCACAGAUGAUUCAGGCUCCGGCGGAGACGUUCCUGUCCCGGACAAUCAUCCGGUCACACUGUUGACAUCCCCCCCGGAGUCUGUAACGCUGACCCCGCCCUACGUGGAGGCUGAAGCCAGCUCCCCAGAGAUUAUAACCUUCAUACCUGAAAGCAAUUCUUCAUCUGGGGCCGAACCCCUGGAGGACAUCCAGGACAAACUUGAGCACGAGGGCUUAGGAGAAGUAUUCCUCAGCACAACGCACAGUGAACACGAUUCCAAAGAGGCCUCAGGGGAAUCGUCCGGAGAAAGUCCAGAGGUGAAGCCAGGACCAACUCUUUCCACAGACCACACCUCUGAGAAGACCGACGGUGAGGCUGGCACUGAUGCACCUCCACCUCCAUCAGGUGUCAAAAUCACACUGAUCCCUCAUCUGACCCACACACCCGGCUGGGAACCAGAGCCUUCCUCCUCCGCCCCACAGGAGUCCCGCUCUGAUCGGGAAUACAGCGCCGAGCCUCCCGUCACCGAGGAGUCUGCUGACGCCUCUAAGGAGCAAGACGUCGUGGCUCAGAUCUCCACCAGCAGCAUCAGUGGCCCCGGAUCAGAUGGAGGUGAGAGGCAGAGCAGCACAGAUGAGCCUUCAGGUAACGUAUGCACAUGGCGUCCAGAUGAGGGGGAGCCCACCAGUCCGACGCUCACGACCUCCAGCAGCCAUGUGACAGUCGCUGCUCCCACCGUGAACCAGGAGUAUUUUAAAAAAGAAGGCGAGGAGCAGACUGUCAUGGCGGCCAGAGUGUCUGCUGCAGCACGAGGAGGCAUUUCAGACGCCUGCCUGGACAACCCUUGUCUGAAUGGAGGCACUUGUGUGGACGGUGAACCAACGCGGUGCUUUUGCUUGCCUGGUUAUGCAGGAGACUUGUGCCAGACAGACCUGGAGGCGUGUGAGCCUGGCUGGGAGAAGUUUCAGGGCUUCUGUUACCGUCACUUUUCCAAGAGGCAGAGCUGGGAGGCGGCUGAGCAGCACUGUCGAAUGUGUGGCGGGCAUCUCCUUUCUGUCAUGACCCCCGAGGAGCAGGACUACAUUAACGACAAAUACAGAGAGUAUCAGUGGAUCGGACUGAACGACAGGACCAUCGAGGGAGACUUCCGCUGGUCAGACGGGAACCCGCUGCUCUAUGAGAACUGGUACAGAGGCCAGCCUGACAGCUACUUCCUGUCCGGUGAGGACUGCGCUGUGAUGGUGUGGCACGACGGCGGCCACUGGAGCGACGUGCCUUGCAACUACCACCUGUCCUACACCUGCAAGAAGGGCGUCUCGUCCUGUGGCGAGCCGCCUAAGGUUCCCAACGCUAACGUGUUUGGGAAGAAGCGUCAGCGCUACGAGACCAACACCAAGCCCCUUCGAUGGAAGAGGACUCGGUUACCUCACUUCCGUACCGGCAUGAGGCGGUCAUGGAGGUCGUGGAGGUCGUGGAGGUUGUGGGCGCAGCCACAGAGAAAGCAGCUCCUCUCUUCUGGGACAUCAAGUGGAACAUCUAAAACCAGCCUGCCUUUUUUGGAAACAAUUUUCCCCUCCUCUUUCCCCACUUUUGUCUUCUGCGUUAGGUUAAACUUUAAAAUCGAUCACAUCUUGCAGUCAUGUCUUGUGCUUCUUGAUUGCCUCCCAAAAUAACUUCCCCAUGAGAUAAGAGAGGAUCCUCCACAUUGUUCACAACAGCAAGCAGCUGAUUCUGAUCAGCAAACAGCAAAUCAAAUGCAGCCUAAUGUGUAAACAAAGUACCAGGUAGGUGACAGGUGUGUCGCAGGGAGGCUUACAGAAACACGUGUGUGUGAAGAGCUGCCCAGCGUGACACACUUAGUGUCCCAGCUGUGUGCUGCUGCACUGACGCAGGGCAGAGGUGCACCACAGCUGCACGCGGUGUGGAAAGAGCGUUUAAUCACCACUAACAACAUUACACUCGUCAAAGCCUCGCUUUAAAAACACUGCACAUCACUUACUGCCGUUUCAGCCACGUUUCAGCAUGUGAUCUGUGCCUGGAUCCAGUCAGCAGGGUUACCUGAUCACAAGCAUUCGGCCCUGAGCUCGGAGCUCGGAGGUCUGAUCGUCACAGGUGGACUGUGCUGUGUAGGAGACCCCCCCCUCCCCCCCGUUUUCUUCAUUUAAAUUGUCUUCCAGUCAAAUUUCAUUCAGCUUUAGUAGGCUGAGAUAUGAAGGCAUCACUUUGAAUUGUGUUAUAUUCAAGUUUGAUUGACACCUUCGGGUUGCAGCCAGAAGAGUUGGGCUAAAACUUUUAAAGCCUCAACAUGUUGAUUUAAUUCAUCAGAUCUACUCAGAAUAACAGAAUAUUCUCAGAUAUGUCUUUGUGUUUUGUAGGUGCAGCUUUAAUGUGAGCAGAUAUCAACCACAGAAAAGAGGACACACACUCACACACACACACACACACACACACACACAGAUGGAGACAAACGCUGCACCACCUGACCGUCUCACGCGUGAAAUCUGUUUGUCCUCUGGUGCUUUUUAUUCAGGUGUUGAAGACUUUGUUGUGUGGUUUGCUCAUAUGAACUGUCCUCUGUCACUGUGUACGAGCUUACAGUAUCCCAACCAGCUCCUGAAGCAUCUACAGGACUCUGGACUGGCACUGAAGUGACAGCUGUGGCGACAACAUCUCAUCUGCUGAAUCUUUUCUAGUUUUUGAAGUACUGGUUUACAGUCAAAUAGGUGAUGCUAAUCGUUGCUCUAAUCAACACAUACUAACAAAUGUAGUAAAAAUAAUACUGUAAAAAUUGUUGCGAUGAAGGAGAAAUAAAAUGUAAUUUUUUUUAAAUGUACUCUGAAUUUUUACUGUUGUUAAAGUGAUGUUGCCUGUGGAUUUAACUGUGGAAAAAUUAACACAUUAAAAACGUUUGUAAA